Molecule: messenger RNA, 11571 nt
Organism: Motacilla alba alba
Lineage: Eukaryota; Metazoa; Chordata; Aves; Passeriformes; Motacillidae
Gene: CNGA3
Product: cyclic nucleotide gated channel subunit alpha 3
Exons: 9
Coding region: 6856-9051 (731 amino acids)
Biological process (GO): monoatomic cation transmembrane transport; potassium ion transport
Cellular component (GO): plasma membrane; intracellular cyclic nucleotide activated cation channel complex
Molecular function (GO): voltage-gated potassium channel activity; cGMP binding; intracellularly cAMP-activated cation channel activity
Source: RefSeq, a predicted model, not a curated record
AGCAUAAGCCUUCUGUCACGCCUGUGAGAGUGGCAUCAUGUCCUGCACCAGACUUCAAUUCCAAGCCUUAGCUCAAAAGCUUGAAAUGGAAACGUAAACUUUGUUCAUUUAUUUAAAAGAAAAGUGUUAAUUUGAAUAAUUGAUGCAGAGAUCUGUGUACUUAUAAUUAAAUUGGAUUCUGGGCACAAAUCUGAAGAGAAGUGGGGCUGAGGGGUUUUACUCCACUCCUGUUGACUGACACUUAAUUUUACUAGCUUGAUCCGUGUAUCUCUUCACUUCUCUAAUGUCUGAUGCCUGUGGUUAAAGCAUGAGGCUGUCAAACCCUGUAUAAAAAAAUGCUAGCAAAUACUACAAGCAGUGAAAGGGAAUAAUUUUCUAGUGAUUUCUGGUGCUUCCCAUAAAUUGACCUUGGUUCUAGAAAUAAGAAAUCUUUUGCAAAAGUCCUGUACUGUAAUCCUGGCCAUCGUCUGCCUAAGAGUGUAGAAGAUACAGUAAUAAUCAGUGUCUUUCUGUAAUGCAAGGUCCCCUCACUUGCCAAGAGAAAAGUCUAAAGAAGAUAAGGAAAAAUGACGUGAACAUUACUUUAGAUCUCCGAAGAAAUGAUGUUAACUGUAAAUGUCGGUACCUGUUGAUCGACCUGUUUUAAUUAUAUUUUGUUUUCCAGAUUCGUAGUUGCUGCAUCCAAAGCAAAUAGUUAACGGAUUGUUGUAUUUAAAAUCUGUAAUUUUCAUUUUUACAACUGAGUAAAACUACAUCUGUAGUUUCAGAUGUUACAAAUUUUGGAAUAGCAUAACUGUGUGUCUUCAGCAGCGCAGUCUUUGGUUUUUUCCUUCUGGUAUUUUUCAUGUUGUUUUCUUUGAGUACAUGCUAAAACCAUCUGAUUAGAAAAAUACAUGUUGCAAAUGAAAAUGGGACUGACGUUGAAUCAGCGAGGGUAAUCAUUGUAAACAAGUAGUGAAUAACUUGAGGGAAGAACACAUCAGCUUUAAAAAAUUAUACCUCAUCCUUCCAUAUCAGCAUGUGUCAGCUUUGUCUUCUGCGUAUCCCAGCCUUUGUCAUCCAAUUUGCACCCAAGCUCAGUCAUUUCGGUUCAGCACGUUGUCCAGCAGCCUUCUCCAACGCUGCCAUCUCUUUUCAUUAGCAUCUCGUAAAUCCUCUUCGGUAGGAUGCCUCCUUACGGCUUGUGAAACGUGACACGAUUUAGCCCUCGUGUUUCCUUUCCCCAGGCAAGUGGGAUGGCUCCGAUAGUUCACAUAAAGUGGGCAGGGAGUGAAUUUAAAUGGGCGACAUUCACACGUGUGCAAACAUACAUUUUUAUUUUACAGGCACACAUUCAGUAGUGUAAGCCUGCUGUGCUCAUGCUGUAUUCAUGCCCCUGCUAUGUUCACUUCUAAGAGUUACUUCGAUACAUGAAUGCACUGGCAGGAGACACUGGCAGAACCAGUGAAUUUUAGACAGUGGCUGCAGAAGCCUUGCACAGAGCUUAUUUCCUGUAUAGAAGCAUGGACACCUGCAUUGUGUUAACCCAUACUGGCGGCAGAAACAACAUGAGGUGAAUUGCUUGUGCUGUCAGCUGUAAUUUUUAUUUUCUGUGUUUCAAUUUACAAUAUUAAAUUCAAUACCCACAGCUAGUUUCUCCUGAAAAGUUUCCAAUCUAAAAAAGACUUCUCUGCAGAAAACUUUAGUAAAUCUUAGAAAAUUGAACUAUAUUGCUAAUAGUUCAUAGUUACAGAGGGAAAACUCGGUCCAAAUAAUUCAGUUUAUUUGAAUGAUUAUUUUGGUACUAAAAGGUGCCAGAGACUCAGCCAGCAAAUAGAUCAAAGGUAAUCAUGUGCAUUUCAUUGUAAAACUAUAAAUUAUACGUACAUGAAUAAUGCAAUGCUUUAUGAAGUGCAUGCACAUCUAAAGUACCUGUGAAAGGUAGAGUAUUUGACAUCCUUGGUUGGUCCUGAGGCUACUGGGCUAUGCAUAUAAAUUAUGUGCAUUCUCAGGAGAUGUCAGUGCUCAUAGACUGUAGAAAAUGCAAUAUGAUGUAGCAGAGAAUCAUAAAUUUUGAAAAGUGUGCUUUUAAAAGAGGCCCUAGAAUUUAAGAAUUGUUGAUUUCAACUGUAAUAAAUUCACGAGGGUUAGUUGGUAGUGCUGAUUUGUUUUUUCAACUCCCUGAGCUUGAUCGAAUAGCCUUCAUACAAAGCUGAUUUCCAUAUGAGUGUGCCAGAGUCUGAUGUGCAGGUGAAUUCGCAAACCUCCAAAUCCUUGAAGAAAAGGUUGUGCCUUGUCUUCAAACCAUGUCAUUAUUUAAAAGUUCCAGUGUCCAGUCUUUGAUGUCCAUUUGUUGCCAUUAGUGGUUGCAUCACUGGAGCUGGAGCAUGUCACACAGAGCACACACAAGAUACAUAGUGCACAGCUGAGCCACAACUAUUAGCAAGUGAUAUAACAAGGAUCAUGUAGGUGGAGGUCAAAUCCCAGAAUAAAUCCCAAAGACUUAUCAGGGUUGAACCUGAGAGGCUGUGUGAGGAUUUGGAACGUGUCUUAACUAAAAUGAUGCUAGUGAUCCUAUGCAGCUUAUCACUGCUUCCAUAGCAAUAAAUAAAAUGCUGAAAGCUUCAAGAACGAGUGUUUUAAUAACUCCACAAACACGCAGGAUGCAUUAUAAAAUCAUAUGUAAAGUCAUCUUUUACUUUGUGGUGGUGAUACAUAUUUCACCUUGAAAAGCUCUUUUUUGAAUUCUGCCAUAUUUUCUUUCUGUAGUCCUUUUACUCUAAACAAAUAAGCAUUAAGAAUACUAAGUGGAGGUACAAAUAGCUUGAUCUGUCACGAUUACUUGAUGAACAACUACAUUUACUUUGUAUCAGGUGUAUUAAUUCUUGGUUGGUUAACAAUUUUGGAUUAAGUUAGUUGGGUUGACAUAUUCUGCCCCAAAAGGGAACUGCUAGAGUAACCCAAACAUGAACUCUCAGUGCUCUUGAGAGGCAGACUACAGUGAUUCAAAGGUCCUUCACAGAUAUUUGACAGGCUGCAGAGCUCACUUUGAUGGCUUAGUGGAUAGCUAUCAACUUCCUAAAUUUGUUACAAUUUGUAAUAUUAAAGUGUGUGCCUGUGUGUUGGGGUUGUUUUUCCUGCUGAGAGGGUGCAGAAUUGCCUGAAACCCAGGCCAAAAGCUGCUCAGAGGCCUUGACUGUGUCCAGAUAGCAGUGGGUACUGAAAAUAGAUACUCCUGCUGCCAUAGGUGUUCUAGAGCACUGAAAACCCAUGAGAAAGCUAUUUGUAGCCCAUAAGCUACUGGUAGCAGGCUCUGGAGAAAGGAGGAAAAUUGUUUUUUUUCUUGCUUGAUUCGAAGCAGACUUGAAAAGGUUUCUCAUUUUUGAGGUGCAGCUGCUCAGCACAAUGCAAUUUGCUGCAAACAGGUGAAUCGACUUGAGAAAGAGGGGAGUUAUGGCUGUGAAUUGGGUGCCACUCCUUUGGGCCUGGAGUUAGAAGUCCAGUUAUUCUCAGUAUCCCAGUUGAGUUUCAGUCAUUUUACAUAUGUAGCUUCCUUCCUAGUGCCAUGUUCCUGCUCACCUGCAUUUCUGCAUUCCUACUUCAGGAGCUCCACUGGAUGGCAGAGCUCCUAAAAUUUAGAUACUGCAGCCUUCAUAGCUCUCAUUCUAGGUCUUCAAUGAUGUAGAUCUAAAGAGACAAUAGAACCUGAUUUUCAAAAUUAGGAACUACGUGAAUCCAAAAUUUUCAUAUGUUACUUGAGCUCAUAUUUGUUGUCAAACAACUGGCUGUCUUGUUAAAAAUGCUUCUUUUAUACCAGACAGUGCCUUGAAAAUAGUUUGACACAAAACCUCAGUUGCUAUUGAUUCCAAAAGGAAGAGGAUAAAAGAGCCUGACCAUUUACAUUUCGAGUAGGGAGUGCUAUCAUGUAUGUAAUAAUUACAUGUAUGUAAUUUGUUACAUUUUUAGUAGGAUAAUACAUUUGUCUUGUUUAGCUGUAGUUUCAGUCUCAGUGAUCUAGGCAUUGAAAAGCAAUAUUCUUGAGUGUGGAAUUACUAAUCUCUUUCAGGUAAGUAUAUGGGGUACCAAGGAAGAAAAGACUAGGUGAGAAAGCAUGUUAAAAUUCUGCUUAAGGCAUUGGUAAAGAUGCCAAUCUUUCACGAGCUAGGAGGGAUUCAAGUUUUAUUUUGCUGGGUGACUAGACUGAGGCUCAGAGGACAAUAUGUCUGUCUGUCUAUCUGUUCUUUUGUUAAAUGACUUGUGAGCUAAAUACCUGUUCUAAGUGCCUAACAUGGAUUUACCGGACUUGUCAGCUUUUGGGUAAUCAAGUGUUACCCUCAGUGUAAUUAUUAGCAUUAAAUAUUCAGAGCAGAGAGUGUAUUUCCCAGGUAGGAGCUGUUAUUUGUAAAAGGCAGGUAUCAGUGUGGGGUGGGUGCAGUGUCCAGGGGCUGGCAGGGGCUCUGGGGCUGAUGUGAGCAGCAGCCAGGGCUGCCUGUGCUGGACACAAAUGGCUCCAGCUCUUCCCCUGUGGCCAAGAGGGUGACACUUCAGGGAAAAAGCACUUUAAGAGUAGGAUGCUCCAAAGGCAGUGUGUGGGGACUGAGGGGAAAAAAAAGAAUGAAAACUAUCUCUGCAGAAAGCAAGAUCACAGAAGAAGGAGCAGAGGUGGUGUUGCAGGCACUGGAGCAGGAUUCUCUGCGAGUCUUGGAGGGCUCUGUGAUGGAGCAGACGUCCACUGUGGAGGACCCUGUGGUGGAGCCAUUCCUGAAGCAGACUGCAGCCAGUGAAGAGGAGCCUGUGCAGGAACAUGUUCUCCUGACAAGGACUGUGGUCCAUGGAGGACCCACACUGGAGCAGGUUUAUCUGCAGGACUGCAGCCUGUGGAGUGGACCCACACUGGAGCAGUUUGUGAAGGACUGCAGCCUGCAGUAAGGACCCACACUGGGUCAGGGGCAUGGUGUGAGGAGGAAGGAGUGGCAAGGAGGAAACAUUAUGGAUUGACUGCAGCCUCCCAUUUCACUGCCCUUGGGCUGCUGGGUAGGGUAGAGGAGCUGGAGGAGUUGGGAAUGUAGGGGUAAAGUCGAAUCUGGGGAAAAUGAGUGGUAGAGUGUUUUGUCUUUGUUUCCCACCAUCCAUCUCCAUUUUAAUUUGCACUAAAUUGAGUUUUCCCCAGUUUGAGCCCAUUUUGCCUGUGAUGACAAUUGGUCUUCCAGUGUUCUUUUUUCUUCCUGUUUUUUCCUCUUGACCCAUGAUGAGCUUUCUCAUCUUACUUUCUCCCACUGGGCUGCUGAGGAGGGGAAGUGCAAUAGCAGCUGUGUGGGCAUCUGGCAGCCAGCCAAGGCCAACCCACCACUCCACCUGGUUUUAAAUAUGAAGCUGAGCUUUACUCACUUCUGAAAACUGCUUUGGUGAGAACCAGUGUUUAGUGGCAGUUUUGGGAUUGCAGGUCCUAGAUUGUUGCAGCUGUCUCUCUGUGUCCUUGCAGAAGGUGUUUGUGGAGCCUCCUGACUCUUCAGGACUUUCCUGCUGGCUGACUCCUGUUAAGCUGCUCCUUAUUUAAUUACUUGCCGUAUUUUGGAUCCAAUGUUGAAAUGUCAAUCUCUUCCCUAGACUAUUGAAAGCAUUUAUCAUUAGGGUUCUUAGAGGCCUGGAAGGAACAAAUAUUUCAUUUCAUCACAUAGUUAGUAAUUUGUCAGAACUUUAUGGGCUUUAUGCAGUGCCAAACCACGUUGUUUCAGGAGGUCUCUGAACCUGCACUGUACUCAAAUUACCUCACUGUUUAUUUCUAUCUGUCCCAUGUUCAGUCUCUCUCUACCACAGCUGAGCACAGGUAACACACUUUCAUCCACUCUUCCUACCUCCUUCCAAAAAUAUAUUAAUGUAUUUUAUUGCUUAAUAGUAGAGUUGUAUUUCUGUGAAAUUUUCCCCCUCUCCUUUCCUUCAGUAUAUUGCAGAAUAAGAGCUGAGACCACACUGUACAUUGAACAUGAAUUUUACAGCAGAAAUAAUUGUAAGGGAUCUGAAAUGACCUGAAAUUUUACCUAAGUACUUUUAUUUUAUAACUGUACAGUCUUCACCAUUUAGGGUGAGCAGGCCCCAUUUUCCUUUCUCUCCCUUUUCCAGGUCUUUAAUCAUUCUUGCCAUGCUGUUAUUCUGCUUUAUCUUUCUGAUUAAGAAAAGGUCUUGGAGUGUUCCAGAUAAGUCUGCACAGUUGUUUCAUGGAGCUGUUUUAGUGGUUUUUUUGUCAUUAACAUGUUCCAUGUAUACAUCGUCAGUUGUGUCAGCAAGGCUGCCCUGCAGUGAGCCUGCUGAGCUGUACCUAUAUCCUAAGUUAAUAAAUUGGUUUGGGUUGGAAGGGACCAUAAGGACCGUGUAGUUCCAAGCCCUCUUCUACCAGACCGGUUUGCUCAAAGCCUCAUCCAGCCUGGCCUUGGACACUUGCUGGGGUGGGGCAUCCACAGCUUCUCUGGGCAACAUGGUCCAGUGUUUCAACACCAUCACAGUGAAGAAUUUCUUCCUAAUAUUUAAUCCAAAACUACCCUUUCAGGUUCCCUUUCUGAGUGCAUAUGGUUCAUUUAGAAGCAUGUAGGGCAGUAGUUUGCAUGCUUUUCAUGGCUUUCCAUUUGCCUGUGUUGCACAUCACUUAUCAUCAAAUUGAGAAAUUGCUGUAGCUGAUGUUGACCACCCUGAGGUUCCCUGCACUCCUUUUGUUUCUCUUGCCUAUACAAUUUUUUGCCAUCCUGAGAUCUUACUGUAUCACCACUUUAUCUUUCCAUCAGCAUCAUUAAUAACAGAUUUUCCUACGGAGCCCUGAGGAAUACUGUUAUUGAACUUCUGCAGUGGUGAAGCUGUCAUUUAGAUGUUGAUAUGUAAAGCAAAAUGGCAAAAAUCAACACCCAGCACUCCUACCCUGGUGUGCACAGCCUGUCUGUCAGAACUGCUGAUGAAGAUAUCGAAAGGAUUGAAAAUGGCUUUAUCAGAUCCCAUUCACUGCGUGAGGAUGCAUCUUCAGAACUGCAGGGAGUCGUUUCUGUGGAGGGAGGACAUGUACCUGAAUCCCAGGCAAGCUCCUUCACUGGCAGGGGAGCAAUGGCAAGGCUGUCACGGUUUGUCUUAUCCGUAAGGUCUUGGGCCACAAGACGCUCGCGCCGUGAGGACCAAAGACCUGAUUCUUUCCUGGAACGUAUCCGGGGCCCAGAGCUCGUGGAGGUGUCCACCAGGCAAAGCAACAUCCGCUCCUUCCUGGGCGCCCGUGAGCGGCCUGGGGGAGCAAACAGUCACUGGCCCUUGGCCAGGUUCAAUGUCAACUUUAGCAACAACACCAAUGAAGACAAAAAGGAAGAAAAGAAAGAGGUUAAAGAGGAGAAAAAAGAGGAAAAGAAAGAGGAGAAAAAAGAGGAAAAGAAAGAUGACAAAAAAGAUGACAAAAAAGAUGAUAAAAAAAAGGAAGAGCAGAAAAAGGAGGUCUUUGUGAUAGAUCCUUCAAGCAAUCUGUACUACAACUGGCUGACUGUAAUUGCAGCCCCCGUGUUCUAUAACUGGUGUAUGCUAGUGUGCAGAGCCUGCUUUGAUGAGUUACAAAUGGACCAUGUUAAAAUGUGGCUGUUCUUGGAUUAUCUCUCUGAUAUUAUCUAUGUUAUUGACAUGUUUGUCAGGUUCAGAACAGGCUUCCUCGAGCAAGGCUUGCUAGUUCAGGAUGAGAAGAAAUUACGAGAACAUUAUACCAAAACUGUGCAGUUCAAACUGGACGUGCUGUCUCUUGUGCCAACAGACCUGGCAUAUUUCAAGCUUGGUUUGAACUACCCCGAGCUCCGAUUUAAUCGCUUGCUGAGGAUCGCUCGGCUCUUUGAGUUUUUUGACCGUACCGAGACCAGGACAAAUUAUCCAAACAUGUUCCGUAUUGGCAAUCUGGUGUUAUACAUCCUUAUCAUCAUCCACUGGAACGCGUGCAUAUACUUUGCGAUAUCGAAGGUGAUCGGGUUUGGAACCGACACCUGGGUGUAUCCCAAUGUGUCCGUCCCGGAGUACGCGCGCCUGUCCAGGAAGUACAUUUACAGCCUGUACUGGUCGACGCUCACGCUGACGACCAUCGGAGAAACACCGCCGCCGGUGAAGGACGAGGAGUAUCUCUUCGUGGUCAUCGACUUCCUGGUGGGCGUGCUCAUCUUUGCCACCAUUGUCGGUAACGUCGGCUCCAUGAUUUCCAACAUGAAUGCUUCCAGGGCAGAGUUCCAGGCCAAAGUGGAUUCCAUUAAACAGUACAUGCAAUUCCGAAAGGUGACUAAGGAUUUGGAAGCCAGGGUUAUUAAGUGGUUUGAUUACCUCUGGACCAACAAGAAAACAGUAGAUGAGAAGGAAGUUCUCAAAAAUCUGCCUGACAAGUUGAAGGCUGAAAUUGCCAUCAAUGUCCAUUUGGACACGCUGAGGAAAGUGCGUAUAUUCCAGGAUUGUGAAGCUGGACUUCUCAUUGAGCUGGUGCUGAAACUGAAACCUACGGUCUUCAGUCCUGGUGACUACAUUUGCAAAAAAGGAGAUAUUGGGAGAGAAAUGUACAUUAUUAAAGAGGGAAAAUUGGCUGUGGUGGCGGAUGAUGGCAUAACCCAAUUUGUAGUCCUAAGCGAUGGCAGCUACUUUGGUGAAAUCAGCAUCCUAAACAUCAAAGGUAGCAAAUCUGGCAACCGGAGGACAGCCAACAUUAGGAGUAUUGGUUAUUCUGAUUUGUUCUGCUUGUCUAAGGAUGAUUUAAUGGAAGCCCUCACAGAAUAUCCAGAAGCCAAAAAGGCUCUGGAAGAGAAAGGACGUCAAAUUCUGAUGAAAGACAAUUUAAUAGAUGAGGAGGCAGCAAAAGCAGGAGCUGACCCAAAAGACUUGGAAGAAAAAAUAGGACGACUUGAAGUGGCUCUGGAUACGCUGCAGACUAGGUUUGCGAGGCUCAUGGCAGAAUACACUGCAUCUCAACAAAAGGUGAAACAGAGACUUGCCAGAGUAGAAACCCGAGUGAAAAAAUACGGUAGUGGCAGCUUAUCAGUUGCAGAAGCAGAGGCUGAAAAACCUGAGGAGGAGAAAAAGAAAUAAUGGAGUAUUUAUAUUUCCUCAUUUAUUGGAGAAAGAUGAAGCACUGAAAGCCAUAAAUGUAUGUAAAUAUGUGUGUGCAUACAUAGACAUAAUUAUUUUUAUAUGAACUCAAGAGAAUGGUUUUUAGCAUUUUUAACUGAAGCAGUAUUUUCUUGUAAAUAGAACACCGUCACCUUCUUCUUGGGGGGAGAUUUAGUCCAGCACUUGGUACUUUUUUGUACUGAGAGUGGGCUUCUUACAAGUCAUGCUCAGAAUGUCUGUUGUGUUUGGUACCUGUAGGUCUUGACACAUUGUCUCUUCCUGCGCAUCAUGCGUUAAGAAGGUAUUGUACUUGAAGUAGAAGAGAUUACAUUUUUCCAUUUUAAGAGCUUAAAAAAUGUUUUUAGGGUACCCUGCUCUAACUUGCUACUUUAGUAGCUGAUUAAAUGCAUGGAUGGAUGUCUGGGUUUCUCAACAUUUUUGUUCUUUCACAGUCUGUGCAAACAGUUGGACGACAGCUAAGCAGUGUCAGGUACCUCGCCAUUGCAGUGCACCCUGCACGUGUCUGAAACAGCUGUGCGUUCAGAUGCUUUAGUCUGAUUCUCUCUAAUGAGCUGGGCUCUGCACAAAGGACCAUGCUGACAGACUAGCAGUCCUCAUUCAUGUCCCUUCUGGCAGGGUCUGUGACAGCCUUUGCUGCUCUGCAACUGCUUUGCCAGGGGAGAAAGCGGGGGAUGCUCCAUUCUGGAUUUUUUAGCCCAGUUCCAUCAGCACUGGUAAAACCCUCACUUGAAAAGGAGUCCCCCUGAAGCUCACUGGUGGAAGGGUAAUGCGGCUUCACCAAACCUGGGCAGAGAAAAGAGGGUCCUGGUGUGUGCAGCUCCGCUAUGUAGGGCGCUGAGUGAACUCCCUGACAAGUGGGCAGUCCUGAGGGAGGCUACUGAGAAAUCCCAUGGGCUGGCAGGGCAGGCUGUCACUGCCUGCCAGGCAGCUUGCUCCCACAACAGGUUUUCUGCAAGGCAGGGAUAACAAGCCCUGUGUUGCAAAGUCAUUCUGGCCACUUAGGCCUAUGUUUUCUUCCUUUUUAUUUCUUCUGAGGAUUUCUACUCCAUCUCCUUUUGCUGUUUACUGCCAUCUUUUCUCCAAAGUAGUUGUUACACUACCUUGUUUUUAUUACUUAGGGAGAAUGCAGAAGAUGACUAGCUUUCACUUUUUACUGUACAGUAUUUUGCUGUCAUGCAGCUUUCCCUAUGUUACUUUCAUCCUCCUGUAUCUCACUGGCUUUUGAAAGGUAUGGAAUAGCAGAGGCUGUUCAGCAGGUAUGGCAUGGGAUCCUCCAGUGGCGUUAGGUAUUACUGUGGGCAGUGCUCUGACUUUAGUUGUCCUCAGGCCUGAGUUAUGGCAGCAUCUGGGAUCAAUGGCCUGUUGGAAAAUUGGUGAGGAGCUCACUGAGAAGAGGGUGGUUUAGCUGGAUGACAGUGGAAUGAAAAAAGACAGUUUUGCUAAACUGAGUACAACUGCUCAGAGUAAGUCCUUGUCUCCAGGCAAGCAAAUGUUCCCUUCUAUUGACACUUCUGAGCCUGGUGAGGGAGACAAAUCUGUCAGUGAUUAGGGAAUGGAGCUUUGCCAGCAACACUGGCAAAGGGACAACUGGGUAGUAAUGUCCACACCUGGCCCUUGUCUAAACUCCUGUUAGUGUUAGCCUAGAAGCCAGCCAUACUUACAGAUCUUCCCUAGAUUGGGCUUAACCUCUAUUUUCAAAAUGUCCACUGAUUGUAGUAAGUGGUUUGGAAAGUGUCAAUAUCUCUUUGUGGCCAGUGGCACUCUAGAGUCUUGGUCCAUCAGCUGAAUCUUGUCCUUAUUUUCUUUAAGGGCUUGAGAGAAAUGGGGGAGCUCUGAGAGGCUGGUUUUGGCAGGGGUGUAGUGCCCUUGGUCCCACCCAGAGGCAGGCAGGGCUGAGGUGGAGCUGGGCUCACUGCAGGGUCCCCCUGCGAGCACAGACAGUGCUGUCACAGGCUGCUCAGCUUGCAACUUCCACCUUGUGACAGGGCCGGGUACCACACUUGCCUUGGCUGACAUUCACUGGUGUGUGACUCAAACCCACUGUAUGUGGUAGGGGUUUCAUGCAUAUUGACAUGUUCUCCAUCAUUCUCUGUAAAUACCUUUCUACCCAACAUAGCACAGCUGUUCCAGCCCACUAGGUAUAUAUGAGUAAAACUGUUUAAAGUACUCUUUAUACCAAAUUUAUACCUGUUUAAAAACCCUAAAAACCACAGGACUGCAUCUUCACCUGAUGGAUCAGAACAGCCUAAUCUAUCAGUUAAAUACAUGUUUGCUCUUCCAUUUCUGUGCCUCUUGAUCUGGUUUUCACAUGCCAGAAAAAGAGCAUUUUGAUGCUAUUGGCUUCAGUCACUUUGAAACAUACGGCUUCUGGCAUGAUGAAAUCACAUCCUUUGGCGUCUUUCAUCUCUGUAAGAUGUUUUUUCCUCUUCUUUAAUGUGGCUACAGCAUGUACAUUAAAAUAUUUUGAGUAAUGUUCAA